This is a messenger RNA of Arctia plantaginis, 408 nucleotides long. Lineage: Eukaryota; Metazoa; Arthropoda; Insecta; Lepidoptera; Erebidae. The record is from the annotation of a GenBank genome assembly.
AUGUCAAAAAAACGUUUGUUAAUAGAUACCUCGCGCACUAGACGGCAACUACCACGACCAGUCGUGGCCGACCCAGUUUGCCUGCCACGACUGGUAAAAAAAGCAUUAUCGAGCUGCUGCAGUUGUUUUUCUGAGCUCCAACAGUAUGGACAUAGAAAUACGACGACGCCUUUUCCACAUCAAGUACUGGCUGUGGAAAAGGCGUCGUCGUAUUCAGUUGCAGAACGAUGCGAAGCGUAUUCACUCAUGAACUGUCCUCACGAUACUAGAACAGAAUGGCUGGCUGGAAUUAAACAACGUUCGUCGCAAAGACCAGUCGUACCGGCUCGUAUAGUUUCCUUAGUUAAUCUGACCGUUGCGGCGACUGAUCGUGGUCGUCGUGGCCGUCUAGUACGCGAGGUCCCAUAA